Messenger RNA from Zymoseptoria tritici IPO323, 501 nucleotides. RefSeq lists its product as uncharacterized. NCBI's taxonomy places the organism in Eukaryota, Fungi, Ascomycota, Dothideomycetes, Mycosphaerellales, Mycosphaerellaceae. The record is from RefSeq and is a predicted model, not a curated record. Bases 1 to 501 code for a protein of 166 amino acids. The transcript has a single exon.
AUGCAUUGCAAACUCCCAUCCUUACUCAUCCUCGCCGCCGCUUUCAGCGCGGCGGCCAGUCCUCUCGAAACUGAUUCGAUUCUGGACACCGGAGCUGAGACCUUCUCCGGACCUCUCGAUCCGGAGAACACUCUCGAAGCCAGAGUCAACAGGCCAGCGGAAGUCUUUCCUACCCCAGGACGUGCCAUCUGUACUAAGAGAUUCACGUACGGCUGGUUGAAUUUCCAAUUUGUGACCUGGAACGUCAACAUCGGUGUUCCGUACCAGGCCAACUGUCCACAAGUGAACAAGCUCAAGGCGAAGUAUUCAGAGCUAGGGACCACUGUAUCGACUGGACCAAAGAAUGGCGGCAAAGUUACCUCAAUCUCCAUUACCCAACUUCCGCCUCCAGUCACAGCCAAAGCCAAGCCAGGCAAAGUCAAGCCUGUCGUCCUGGAAGGUCUCAACAAUUUCUUGGGACGCAUCUAUCCAGGCAUCACAUUCAACUGUCCCGAUGCUUGA